AUGGCUGGUCCUUCUCCUACCCAUCUCUCACCCCGGACCGCCGGCAGUCCCAUCCUUCCGCCCAACUCGUCGCUCAGGCCGAGCCCUGUCCACGAGGACAGCAGCGCCGACGAGGCUACUGGCUUCAUAUCUUCUACGCCGCCUCUCAAUUACAACUCGCUGAAUGUUACAAGUACCGCGACCUCGGCCCCACAGAUCCGUAAACCAUCCUUACGCCAGCGACCAUCUUCCCAACAAAACAAUGGCGCUGCCCAGAACCCAGAGACGACUCGACAAGCGAAUUCGGAAAGUGGGAAUAUAUCGUGGUGGCAAAGUCAGGCAGAGAAGUUUCAGUCGAUAGAGCUGGAGAACAAAGGCAGCGUCGCUCGUGAUCACCUCGCCAUCGGUAAGCUUCACCCUUGGUACUUGGGUUACCAAUCUAACAGCCUACAAGAACGAACAUUUCUGGCAUGGCUACGCACAUCUCUCAGUUUUGCAUCCAUAGGGAUAGCAGUGACACAGCUCUUUCGUCUCAAUACAUCUCUCGAAAGCGAGCAUGGCAAUAACUCUCGGAGCAAUGCCCAGACACUACGACAUAUGGGCAAGCCGCUUGGGACCACGUUCCUCGGUAUCAGUAUACUGAUUCUCUUCCUUGGCUAUAAACGCUAUUUUCAAUCUCAGCACUGGGUCAUGCAGGGAAAGUUUCCUGCUAGCCGCGGCACAAUCAUGAUUGUUGCGUUUGUCGCUUUGGCCAUCAUGGUUGUUUCUCUUGUGGUCGUCAUCGCUAUCCACCCGUCUGAGCAUGAGCUAUGA
Messenger RNA from Fusarium tjaetaba, 792 nucleotides. Its product is annotated as DNA-binding SMUBP-2. The transcript has a single exon. Lineage: Eukaryota; Fungi; Ascomycota; Sordariomycetes; Hypocreales; Nectriaceae. The record is from RefSeq and is a predicted model, not a curated record. Bases 1 to 792 code for a protein of 263 amino acids.